AUGGGGGAUCGUGGAGGAGUUGAUUGCAGGGACAGUUUGGACUGGGGCAGUCGAGCAACCAUGUCAGGAUUAAUAGCAAAAUCCCUUGGAGCAUCAGAUGCCAUUCACGAUAAUUACGAGAUUAAAGCAGGUCGAAAUACAGAGCAACUGGAAUAA
Molecule: messenger RNA, 156 nt
Organism: Dovyalis caffra
Lineage: Eukaryota; Viridiplantae; Streptophyta; Magnoliopsida; Malpighiales; Salicaceae
Source: the annotation of a GenBank genome assembly